AUGCCUAUUGUCACAGCCGCCACCGGUCUUCGACAGACCCUCGUAGACCCCAAAUCUUGCAUUGUCGCCCCCGGAGUGUAUGACGGCCUGUCCGCUCGAAUUGCCCUCUCCGUAGGCUUUGAUGCUCUCUACAUGACCGGUGCCGGCACAGCCGCUUCCGUCCACGGCCAAGCGGACCUAGGCAUCUGCACGCUCAACGACAUGCGCGCCAACGCGGAGAUGCUCUCGAACCUCUCCCCCAAGACUCCCGUCAUUGCCGACGCCGACACGGGCUACGGCGGCCCCAUCAUGGUGGCGCGCACGACGGAGCAGUACUCGCGCUCGGGCGUCGCCGCCUUCCACAUCGAGGACCAAGUGCAGACGAAGCGCUGCGGCCACCUGGGCGGCAAGAUCCUCGUCGACCGAGACACCUACGUCACGCGGAUCCGAGCGGCCGUGCAGGCGCGUCAGCGCAUGGGCAGCGACAUCGUCGUGAUCGCGCGCACCGACGCCCUCCAGGUGCACGGGUACGAGGAAAGCAUGGCGCGACUGCGGGCGGCGCGCGACGCGGGCGCAGACGUGGGCUUCCUCGAGGGCAUCACGUCCAAGGAGAUGGCGCGCCAGGCGGUUCAAGAGCUGGCGCCUUGGCCGAUGCUCUUGAAUAUGGUCGAGCACGGCGCGACGCCGUCCAUCUCGGCGGCUGAGGCCAAGGAGAUUGGCUUCCGGAUGAUCAUCUUCCCCUUCGCGGCGCUGGGGCCGGCGUGCGAGGCGAUCCGCGAGGCCAUGCUGAAGCUGAAGCGAGAUGGGAUCCCGGGGUUGCAGCCGGAGAUGACGCCGCAGAUGCUGUUCCGGGUGUGCGGGCUAGACGAGAGCGUGCAAGUGGAUGCGGAUGCCGGAGGAGGGGCGUUUGAAGGAGGAGUUGAUCUGAAGUGA
This is a messenger RNA of Aspergillus affinis, 912 nucleotides long. Its product is annotated as isocitrate lyase/PEP mutase family protein. The transcript has 2 exons. The record is from RefSeq and is a predicted model, not a curated record. Bases 1 to 912 code for a protein of 303 amino acids. Gene Ontology annotation, molecular function: catalytic activity. Lineage: Eukaryota; Fungi; Ascomycota; Eurotiomycetes; Eurotiales; Aspergillaceae.